GAGAGAGAGAGAGAGAGAGAGAGAGAGUGUGUGUUAGUUAACAUUAACAACACUAGUCAAUAGGCGUGUCUUGUUUUUCCUUUUUUCACAUUAUGCAGUUAAUGUUGUUGUUCUCCUUUCUGUGACUCUCUUUCUUUCUUUCUUUGCACUCACUUCUCUUUCUCUCUCUAUCAUCUCAUCAGCACUUCUGUCUGUCAUCCACCGCUCUUUAAUUCCCCAUGAAACCGUUGAACGUUUUUCAACUCUCACUACCUUCCACUUCUUCAUGGAGGAUGUCCACCACCACCACAACCACACCCUUUUGAUUCACUUUCUCUCCUAAUAAAUAUAGCUAGGUGGUAAACUUGGGAGUAUUGAAUAUUUCCUCAGAAUUUUAUUGUGAAAGAUUGUAAAGGAAUUUGAAGUAAAUGCAUGGAUCGAGGGGACCAAAUGGCGUCUUACUAUAUGCAGAGAGGAAUGCCUGGUGGUGCUGGAAACCAACCUCAACCAGAAUUGCAUAAUUCAUCGAGUAUUCGUCCACUGUCGAAUAAUCCUAAUCUAUCAUUUCAAUCAAACAUCGGAGGUGGUGCCAUUGGAUCCACAUUGCCAUUAGAAUCUUCAGGAAUUUCGUCUCAAUGUGUCAAUGUGGGGGCUCCUUCUGGGGAACCUGCCAAAAGGAAGAGAGGAAGACCUAGAAAAUAUGGGUCUGAUGGAACUGUGUCAUUGGCAUUGACUCCAACACCAGCUACUCAUCCUGGAACCCUUACACAAGGCCAGAAACGGGGUAGAGGGCGCCCCCCAGGGUCCGGGAAAAAACAGCAAUUGGCUUCUCUAGGUGUGGUGACGUCUGGUUCAGCCGGGAUGGGUUUCACUCCUCAUGUCAUCACCAUUGCAAUUGGAGAAGACAUCGCAACAAAAAUUAUGGCAUUUUCUCAGCAGGGACCUAGAGCUAUAUGUAUUUUGUCAGCCAAUGGUGCUGUCUCUACUGUGACACUUCGUCAGCCUUCAACUUCAGGAGGCAGUGUCACAUAUGAGGGGCGUUUUGAGAUAUUGUGCCUAUCAGGCUCUUACUUGCUUGCUGAUGGUGGUGGUGGCUCCCGCAAUCGAACUGGUGGAUUAAGUGUUUCCCUUGCAAGUCCUGAUGGUCGUGUCAUCGGUGGAGGAGUUGGUGGAGUGCUUAUUGCAGCAAGUCUGGUUCAGGUGAUAGUUGGGAGCUUCAUUUGGGGUGGAUCAAAGACGAAGAACAAGAAAAAUGAAGAUUCAGAAGGUGCAGAAGUUUCUAUGGAGUCAGAUCAUCAGGCAGUUCAUAAUCCAGUCGCAGUGAAUAGCAUUUCCCCAAACCAGAAUCUGACUGCAAUCUCAUCUCCCAGCCCUUGGCCUGCAUCGCGUACAUUGGAUAUGCGUAAUUCCCAUAUCGACAUUGAUUUAAUGCGCGGGUGACAAUUUAUUUAGCAUUCACCAGUAGUAGUACUGGAUUUCUAUUUCAGGCUCAUGGUCCCUCAUCUAAUUUUAAUGUAGUAGUGAAUGAGUGAUGACAGAAUGGGAAGUACCAACAGUAGUGUAGAAGUGAGCUGACUUUUGGAAUUUGAUAAAUGUUACCUAGAGCCAUGAUUGACUUUAGGGGGUUGUCCUACUAUUUUUGUAGCUUUCAGGAAUUUUUAAUUUGAUGAUUUCAUUUUCUUGAUUAAGUACUGUUUAUAUCCUAUUUGGAAGAAAUUUACAAUAAGGUAGUUGUUUUGUGGUUUAA
Messenger RNA from Lotus japonicus, 1726 nucleotides. RefSeq names its product AT-hook motif nuclear-localized protein 9. Gene Ontology annotation, molecular function: minor groove of adenine-thymine-rich DNA binding. The coding region runs from base 412 to 1419 and encodes 335 amino acids. Lineage: Eukaryota; Viridiplantae; Streptophyta; Magnoliopsida; Fabales; Fabaceae. The record is from RefSeq and is a predicted model, not a curated record. The transcript has 6 exons.